CGCCCCUUCCCGCUUCCGGUAAAAUGCAGGCGCUGACGUAUGACGCGAAACUCGACUAGGCCAGAGGCCUCCAGGCAACACUAAACACUCCGGUCCGUGAUGGCUUCGGAAAAGCAAUCAUAACCCGAGCCCCUUCUCUUCUUUUUCGUUCCUUAACCCUUCUAGCCUUUCCAAUGCCUUAGAGUGCUGGUGUUUUAACUUCGCCAUUCCUGUAACACCCAUCCUACCCUGAGCCUCGGAGCAUGUCUGUUCGUGAUGCGCCUGUCAAAGCGGCACAAUGGCUCGGCCGCGAACUCGGUCUCGCGACGAUGAAACAUGCUGGAAAAGACGUCUACAUCCUCAUUCUGGCACGGUACAUUCGUCUGUUCGCAUAUGGAAGCGUUGCACUCAUUCUCGCACUCUUCUUCCAAGAGCAAGGAUUUUCAGACGAACAAAUCGGUCUCUUUAUGUCAUUGACGUUGCUGGGCGAUGUAGUCGUCAGCCUCCUCCUCACACUUGUCGCGGAUACGCUAGGACGGCGCCGAACAUUACUCCUUGGAGCCACGUCCAUGGCAAUAUCCGGCGCUGUUUUCGCGACAACGAGCAACUAUGUGGCUUUGCUUCUAGCAGCUAUCGUCGGUGUCAUCAGUCCUAGUGGGAACGAGAUCGGGCCGUUCAGAGCUGUGGAGGAGUCGACGUUGGCGCAUCUGGUAGCCGAGGAUAAGAGGUCGGAUGUGUAUACUUGGUAUGUCGUCUUGGCUGUACUGGGCACGUCAACGGGGUUGGCAGUUGGUGGUGUUGCUGUCGAUAACUUGCAGGCUAUCGAGGGUUGGUCGGAUCUGGAUGCGUAUCGCGCCAUCUUCUGGAUUUACACUGGUGUCGGGUGUGUCAAGGCUCUGAUGACUCUCUUUCUGAGCCAGAGAUGCGAACAUAGCGACUGGAACGAUGAACGGAACAAAUCUGCUGCAUCAGCUGAGACCGAGCCGUUGCUGAACACCGACGAGACAGAGAAUCGAGAUACCGCAACUCAAGAUGCAGCCCCCAAGAAGCCUAAGAGGUUUUGGCAUUCCCUCAGCAAGAUCUCCAAGUCGAGUCGCAUUGUUCUCAUUAAACUCUGCAGCUUGUUCUUUCUGGAUUCUUUGGGCUCGGGGAUGGUUCCCUUCAGCUUGAUCAACUACUACAUGGAACGAAAAUUUGAUCUACCGAAAGGGAAGCUAGGUGGCAUCAUGUCUGCAACAUGGUUCGUGUCGACGCUAGGCAACGUGUUCGCCUCAAGCCUGGCCAAACGUCUCGGCUUGAUCCAAGCAAUGGUCUUCACUCAUCUGCCUUCUUCUGUAUUCCUCGCGCUACUGCCCGUGCCAUCGGGGCUGGCUCUAACCAUCUGCCUACUCGUUGGCCGCUCUGUGCUCAAUUCUAUGGAUCAGGCACCUCGAUCAGCCUUCCUUUCGAUUGUCGUCUUACCAGAAGAGCGAACAGCUGUUAUGGGCGUAGUCAACAUACUCAAGACACUAUCCCAAAGUAGUGGACCGAGUCUGACAGGAGUACUUGCCGGCAAUGAUCGUUUCUGGGUAGCUUUUGUUGCAGCUGGUAGCUUGAAAGCGACGUAUGAUUUAUUGCUUCUCGCAUUCUUUGGCGGGAGGGUGCAGCCGCGGAGUGAAGAACCGGAAGCAACUACUGGUGUAGAGGAGGAUGACACUAUUGACGAGCCCGCGAAUGGACACAGGACUACUUGAUGUAGCUUGCACGAACUUGACGGCAUAAAAAAGGAACACUACUAGACCAAUACCAUCUCGAUGCAGAUUCAGUAGAUUCCACAACUUCUAGAAUGUUCAAUAUGCCGUUUGACACUACACCGCCAGG
Alternaria rosae is the source of this 1839-nucleotide messenger RNA. RefSeq names its product major facilitator superfamily domain-containing protein. Gene Ontology annotation, biological process: transmembrane transport. The record is from RefSeq and is a predicted model, not a curated record. Gene Ontology annotation, cellular component: fungal-type vacuole membrane. Gene Ontology annotation, molecular function: transmembrane transporter activity. Lineage: Eukaryota; Fungi; Ascomycota; Dothideomycetes; Pleosporales; Pleosporaceae. The transcript is spliced from 2 exons. Bases 243 to 1712 code for a protein of 489 amino acids.